GAAGUCGGUACUUGAAAUGAGCCACAUGUAUACAAGUUAGACAAUGAACAUUUCUUUAUAAACUAGGUGUUAUUUGUUUAAAACAGUCUGCCCUGCGGGAUUAACUGUGUGUCAUUUAACUAACUUUAAAAACAGGCUGAGAAAACAUGCCUGAAAUAAAAGUUACACCUCUGGGUGCUGGACAGGAUGUCGGCCGCAGCUGCAUCCUCGUCUCCAUCGGAGGCAAAAACAUCAUGCUCGACUGUGGGAUGCACAUGGGAUACAAUGAUGAUAGACGGUUCCCAGACUUUUCCUAUAUCACGCAGAAUGGGCGCCUGACAGACUUUUUGGACUGUGUGAUCAUCAGCCAUUUCCACCUGGACCACUGCGGCGCUCUGCCCUUCAUGAGUGAGAUGGUGGGCUACGACGGACCCAUCUACAUGACCCAUCCCACCAAGGCCAUCUGCCCCAUCCUGCUGGAGGACUUCCGGAAGAUCACCGUCGACAAAAAGGGAGAAACCAACUUCUUCACCUCGCAGAUGAUCAAGGACUGCAUGAAGAAAGUUGUACCUUUGAACCUCCACCAAACUGUCCAGGUGGAUGAUGAGCUGGAGAUCAAGGCGUACUAUGCAGGCCAUGUCCUGGGAGCUGCCAUGGUGCACAUCAAAGUGGGAUCAGAGUCUGUGGUCUACACGGGAGACUACAACAUGACACCAGACAGACAUUUAGGUGCUGCGUGGAUCGAUAAGUGCCGUCCAGACAUCCUCAUUUCAGAGUCUACGUACGCCACCACCAUCCGUGACUCGAAGAGAUGUAGAGAGAGAGACUUUUUGAAGAAAGUGCACGAAUCCAUAGAAAGAGGAGGAAAGGUUCUCAUUCCAGUUUUUGCCCUCGGAAGAGCACAAGAACUCUGCAUCCUAUUGGAAACAUUUUGGGAGAGAAUGAACCUGAAGGCCCCGAUCUACUUCUCCACCGGCCUGACGGAGAAAGCAAAUCAUUAUUACAAGCUUUUCAUCACAUGGACCAACCAGAAGAUCCGAAAAACAUUCGUACAGAGAAACAUGUUUGAGUUUAAGCACAUCAAGGCCUUUGAUCGCUCCUAUGCUGAUAAUCCUGGGCCCAUGGUGGUGUUUGCUACACCGGGAAUGCUGCACGCAGGUCAGUCUCUGCAGAUCUUUAAGAAAUGGGCCGGCAAUGAGAAAAACAUG
Molecule: messenger RNA, 1187 nt
Organism: Plectropomus leopardus (leopard coralgrouper)
Lineage: Eukaryota; Metazoa; Chordata; Actinopteri; Perciformes; Serranidae
Source: RefSeq, a predicted model, not a curated record